CACGGUGCGGUCUUAACGUGCAAGGCGGGUGGAGGGCUUCCACGUGACACCCGGCGCGCUUCUUUCCUUCGCCAAUCCCCGUGGGCGGCGCGCAUAUUGGGGCACCGCCGCUCACGGUGCGCACGUUAGCGCGCGAGAGCGCCCGUUGAUUAGCAGCAUCCCCUCCCCGCCCAUGGCACCGCCGCUCCAGGACCUCCGCCGCCUCCUCCGUGGCGUCUCCCUCGUCGCCCUCGAGGCCGCCCGCCGGUCCCCGGCCCUCGAGUCCGCCCGUGCCGGCGACUUUGAAACCCUAAUCUCCAGAACCCUCAAGAGCGCCGUGGUCUCCGCCACCGAUAUCGCCGGGCUCACAAGAGGGAGGCCGCACCUGGUUUCCGCCCCCCGAACUAAGGAGUCCAUCGUUUAUUUCUCCGACCAAGUUCCCGAAGAGGCCGUCGCGAGAUCCGAACACCAGCAGGGCGGUUCCAGGGAGGCUCCGGCAGUGGAGAUUGAAGAGAAAGUCCUUACCUCGGAGGAUUCCAAGGAUGCCAAGGCUAGAGGCGAAUUGAAGGAUUUGGACGGAAAUUGUGGGCACAAAGAUCAAAUUUUGGACGCUUCGAGGGGAAGAAGCGAUGGUGAUGGUGGUGGUGGUGGUAAAAGUGAUGUAACAGUCGUUCCAUUGAAGAGGAGGCGGCCGCGGGAGAGAAGAGUCCCAUCGACCCCUUUUAGCAGAGCUCUUGGGUUUGCUGGUCUGGGUGCUGGGCUUGCAUGGGGAACAAUCCAAGAAUCAGCAAAGAGGAUCGUCUUUGGUAUGCCGAAAACCGACGAGAAGCAGCCUUCCCUUUCACCAUUCUUAUCAGAGCAAAAUGCAGAACGUUUGGCACUUGCACUGUGUAGAAUGCGGGGGGCUGCUCUGAAAUUGGGCCAGAUGUUGAGCAUCCAAGAUGAGACCCUUGUGCCAGCACCGAUUUUGGCAGCUUUAGAAAUAGUUCGUCAAGGUGCUGAUGUGAUGCCAAGGAGCCAGCUCAAUGAAGUCUUGGAUGCUGAACUGGGUCCUGAUUGGUCAUCUAAACUUAGGAGCUUUGAUUAUGAGCCAUUGGCUGCUGCUAGUAUUGGACAGGUUCACCGGGCUGUUAUGAAGGAUGGUUUGGAGGUUGCUAUGAAAAUACAGUACCCUGGUGUUGCAGAUAGCAUUGAAAGUGAUAUUGAGAAUGUGAGGCGGCUUCUAGAUUAUACAAAUCUCAUCCCAAAAGGGCUUUUUCUUGAUAAAGCUAUGAAGGUGGCAAAAGAGGAACUAUCUCGAGAAUGUGAUUAUGUGUUGGAAGCCACAAAUCAAAAGCGAUUCCGUGAGCUACUGUCAGGUUCAGAAGGAUUCUAUGUUCCGAUGGUCUUUGAUGAGAUUUCAAGCAGAAGAGUGUUAACAACAGAGCUUGUCACAGGAAUUCCAAUUGAUAAGGUGGCACUAUUAAGUCAGGAAACUCGUAACUAUGUUGGAAAAAAGUUGCUCGAGCUGACUCUGAAGGAGUUAUUUGUUUUCCGCUUCAUGCAGACGGAUCCAAAUUGGGGGAACUUCCUUUAUGAUGAGACUGCAAAAAUGAUUAAUCUCAUUGAUUUCGGGGCAGCUCGUGAAUACCCACAGCAUUUUGUAGAUGAUUACCUGCGAAUGGUGAUGGCUUGUGCAAACAGUGACAGAGACGCUGUGAUAGAAAUGUCCCGUAGACUAGGCUUCCUUACAGGUGAGGAAUCAGAGGUCAUGUUAGAGGCUCACGUCCAAGCUGGUUUUAUUGUCGGGCUACCCUUCUCGAAACCGGGCGGCUAUGACUUCCGUUCGACCAACAUCGCUCAAAGCAUCUCCAGCCUGGGGGCAACGAUGCUGAAGCACAGGCUAACUCCACCACCUGAUGAGGCCUACAGUCUGCACCGAAAGCUCUCUGGUGCGUUCUUGGCUUGCAUCAAACUCGGUGCUGUGGUGCCAUGCAGAGAGUUGUUGCUACAAGUUUACCAACGGUACCAAUUCAGCAAUGAUGAUGCUGAAAUUUUGUCCGGUUCAGUCUAACCUUUAUUGAUGUCUUAUUCUUGACCAGUACAAUAAUAUUAUGCUGCAGUGGGCAGCUCAAUUUUUUUAGGCCAUUUUUUGAUUUGGCAUCAAUGUUGACAUCAACAUGGUAUAUGGCCUACUCAAUCAAAAUACUUUGUAUAGGCUUGUGCAUUCUUGGUGCUUUUUGUGCGGAGUACAAUAUUGUUGAAAACCUUGAUUCAACCUUGCCUA
Elaeis guineensis (African oil palm) is the source of this 2245-nucleotide messenger RNA. RefSeq names its product protein ABC transporter 1, mitochondrial. Lineage: Eukaryota; Viridiplantae; Streptophyta; Magnoliopsida; Arecales; Arecaceae. The record is from RefSeq and is a predicted model, not a curated record. Gene Ontology annotation, biological process: ubiquinone biosynthetic process.